Messenger RNA from Prunus armeniaca (apricot), 1869 nucleotides. The record is from the annotation of a GenBank genome assembly. NCBI's taxonomy places the organism in Eukaryota, Viridiplantae, Streptophyta, Magnoliopsida, Rosales, Rosaceae.
AUGGUUUCUCAAGACCAAAGUAAGGACUCUGGCUCGAAAAAAAAUGGAGGUAAGGAGCUUGGAAUGGUAACUCCUCAAGACAAGUCCUUGAAGAAGAUGAAGUUUGUUUCAUCUGCUGAGACAGAACCAGCCAGCACGACAACAAUUUCUGAGGAUUCAAAGUUAGGUCGAGGUAUGAGCACAAUGCCUCGUGUUGUGAAGAGAAAAUUUCAGAAAAUCAAGCCAGUUGUUGAAGUCCCACUUGUGGACAAGAAAUGGGCUGAAAUCCCCAAAGAUAUAAAGGAGCAGAUUUGGGAAGCCGUUGACAUGGCUUUUGUGGUAGGUCAAGGGGGCAAGAACCUGGUGUUAUCUUCUGCUGCCAAGAAAUGGAAGGAUUUCAAAUCUACACUAAAGAGGCAUUAUAUCCUUCCAUACAUCAAGGAGAGGAAGAAAUUAAGCCAACCCCCUGAACUAUAUAAAUUCAUAGAGAAAGCAGAAUGGGAUGCCUUUGUGGCUUCAAGGUUAUCCCAAGAAUUUGUGUCUGUGCAUUCUCAACAUUCAAAGAUUAGGGAGAAACUUGAGUACAAUCAUCGAUUGUCUCGAAAAGGAUAUGCUGGUUUGGAGGAUCAAUUGGAGGAAACCAUGCCUGGGGUAGAAAUUGAUCGAUCUACCUUAUGGAAGAAAGCUAGACAAGACAAAGAUGGUAACAUCCCUGAUCCAAAGGUGGCAGAGAAAGCAAAAUUAAUUGAUGAAUUGCAAAAACAAGUGGCUGAAGGCAGUCUCAGUGUAUUUGGCAAUAAUGAUGUGUUGACCUUGGCUUUGGGUCCCGAGCAUCCAGGGAGAGUAAAAGGGGUAGGUGCUGGAAUUUCCCCUAGGCAAUACUUCAAUUUACCUAGACAACAGAGGGUAAAGUUUGCCGAUCAAUUGAAGGAAAGUGUAAGAAUUGUCCUUCAAGAAGAGACUAAGAAGAUGGAAGCUAGAUCAAGGGAAGAGACUUUAAGGAUGGAGGCUAGAACCAAGCAAUUGGUAGAGGCUGAGAGGGAACAUUUACUGAGUCAGCUUUCCCAACUCAUCCCCAAUUUUGAUCCAAGCAUGCUUAAACCGAAAACUAGCCCCUGUCAAAACCAAGGUCUAGAGCAAAGUCCCAAAAAUCCAAUGUCUGACAAAGCAAGCUGCUCUAGGGAUGUGAGAUCCCUACAUUUUGAGGAUGAUACUGCCAAAAAUGGGGAAAAGCAGGAAGAAAUGGGUGUUGAAGUAGUUGAUUAUUCAAAGGUGGAGGUGCCAUCUUCCUUACAAUCCCUUUGUCGUUAUGUGGAAACCACACUAAAGCCUCAGGAGAAGAUUAUGACCUUUACAAUUGGGAAGGAGGUGUUUGGUGCAGAUCGCAGUACCUUUGUCUUGCCUGAAGAUAUUACACAGUUAGCAGGCAUGGAAGAAAUUGGGGCUACUGUGCUUGCAGUAUAUAUGAGUCGACUUCAGAAGACAGAUGCUGAACAGAUUUUCAUGAUGCCUUACAAUCCAAGCCGUCAUUGGGUCUUGUUGAUUGUGAGAGCAAAGAAGGAAACCAUCUAUUUUCUGGAUCCUCUGCCUGGAAAUCAUGUGGUUAAUGAGGAGGCCAAAAACAUGGUGAACAGUGCUAUAAAAAUUUAUAAUUCCCACAUAGGCAGACAAGGCCGUAAAGCACCCAUUUGGAAAACUCUGUCAGGCACACCAAAGCAACCCAGUAGUGUCGAAUGCGGGUAUUAUGUCAUGCGCUUCAUGAGAGACAUCAUCAUGGAUCCUUCCCUGGAGUUUGAGAAGACGGGAAAAGAGCAACCGCCAUACCCCCAAGCAGCCAUUGAUGAAGUCAGGAAUGAAUGGGCAGAGUUUGUUUGCCUUCAUGUGGACUAG